AGAAUAAGAAAGGAGUACUUGCUUUCCUAGGGUGUGCUAUUUGAGAAAGAAAGUAACCUAACACUAACUGCAGGCGGGGUCAGAGUGAUGUAACAGGAAGCUCUGAUGUUUCCCUUCUACUGCUGAUCUCUUACAAUCUGACAACACUUCCAAUCUACUCAGAACAACUCCUCUCUCCCCAGCAGAGUGUCACCUUCUGCUUUAGGAUCAUCAAGCUCUGCUAACUGGAUCUCACUCACUCUGCCUGCAGGAUCACAUUGCAAGGCUUUCACUCUUCCCCACCUUGCCUAGGGGGAAUCUCUUCCACGGACUCUCAGAAAAUCUAAUUCCAUCCUAAGACUAUUUCACCAAGAAUUCCUUUAGGAGCUGUGCUGGGGUCCUACGAUGACACACCAACCACUUGUGCUGCCACCUGUCAAAUCUUUGGAUGGUCCUACUUUCAGGUCAUGACCUCUGGAUUUAAGAAAUUCUUCAAGACAAUGUCAAACAUGACCCAAGAGAAAAUGUGAUUUGAGUCUGGAGACAAUAGCGCAUGUCACUUAAGAAAAACUCAGUAUACCUGAUAGAAGAGAAAACGUAAUUCAGAAGUUUGUACAAUUGAAAAAAACAAGUUGCUUCUAGUUUGAUUUAUAUUAUACAGAAAAUUUCAUUUUGGCUUUAAUGAUGGAGAAAAAGUGUAUCUUGUAUUUUCUGUUUCUCUCGCCUAUUUUUAUGAUUCUUGUCAUAGCUGAAUCAGAAGAGACUCAAGUGAAGCAAGAGAACUUAAUUCAAUUGGGUGUUACUAAAAAUAAAAUCAUGACAGCUCAAUAUGAAUGUUACCAAAAAAUUAUGCAGGACCCCAUUCAACAAACAGAAGGUCUUUACUGCAACAGAACCUGGGAUGGAUGGUUGUGCUGGAAUGAUGUUGCGGCAGGAACUGAAUCAAUGCAGCUCUGUCCUGAUUACUUUCAGGACUUUGACCCUUCAGAAAAAGUUACAAAGAUUUGUGACCCAGAUGGAAACUGGUUCAGACAUCCAGCAAGCAACAGAACAUGGACGAAUUACACCCAGUGUAAUCUUAACACGCAUGAGAAAGUUAAGACUGCAAUGAACUUGUUUUACCUGACUAUAAUUGGACAUGGAUUAUCUAUUGCAUCACUGCUUAUCUCGCUUGGCAUAUUCUUUUAUUUCAAGAGCCUAAGUUGCCAAAGGAUUACCUUGCACAAAAAUCUGUUCUUCUCUUUUGUCUGUAACUCUAUUGUCACGAUCAUCCACCUCACUGCAGUAGCCAACAACCAGGCCUUAGUGGCUACAAAUCCUGUGAGUUGUAAAGUGUCCCAGUUCAUUCAUCUUUACCUGAUGGGCUGUAAUUACUUUUGGAUGCUCUGUGAAGGCAUUCACCUACACACACUCAUUGUGGUGGCCGUGUUUGCAGAGAAGCAGCGCUUGAUGUGGUAUUAUUUUCUUGGCUGGGGAUUUCCCCUGGUUCCUGCUUGUAUACAUGCUGUUGCCAGAAGUUUAUAUUACAACGACAACUGCUGGAUCAGUUCUGAUACCCAUCUCCUUUACAUUAUCCAUGGCCCGAUUUGUGCUGCUUUACUGGUUAAUCUCUUUUUCCUAUUAAAUAUUGUACGUGUUCUCAUCACCAAGUUAAAAGUUACUCACCAAGCAGAAUCCCAUCUCUACAUGAAAGCUGUGAGAGCUACGCUUAUCCUGGUGCCACUGCUUGGCAUUGAGUUUGUGCUGCUACCAUGGCGACCCGAGGGAAGGACUGCUGAAGAGAUAUAUGACUACACCAUGCACAUCCUUAUGCACUAUCAGGGUCUUUUAGUCGCUACAAUUUUCUGCUUCUUUAAUGGAGAGGUUCAAGCAAUUCUGAGAAGAAACUGGAAUCAAUACAAAAUCCAAUUUGGAAACAGUUUUUCCCACUCAGAGGCUCUCCGUAGUGCAUCUUACACAGUGUCAACAAUCAGUGAUAGUCAAGGUUACAGUCAUGACUGCCCUAGCGAACAUUUAAAUGGAAAAAGCAUCCAAGAUAUUGAAAAUAUUGUUUUAAAACCAGAAAAGUUAUAUGCUUGAUAAUGGAGGGAUCAGUGUUUAACUGUUUUGUACCACUCCUAGCUCAAGGACUUGGUUCCAUGACUUUGUAGACAGAAGACUUCAAUAUUAAAUGAAUUUUUUGAAUGCCACAAAGAAAACUCUCACAUGAAUUCAGUCCUGUGCUGGUAAAUGUUUAACAACUAACUCUAUAAGGGUAAAACCAACAACAACAGCAACCCUAAUUUGUAGCAUUUGCCAGUUUCCAUGUUGUAAAUACUCCCACUGUGGCCAAUUCAAGCUACCAACUUGACCUCACUGAAGGUGGAAUUGAGAAGAGAUGAACACAGUUAACGCUUGUGAGCUGGUGUGAGCCAGCUCCAGCACACCACUGAAUGAAUUCAUAAAUGAGUAAGACUGCGAAAGCUCAUUACACAGAUUGGGCAUGAUUCUACUCAUGCUGUCUAAAGAGACCACGCCUGUAGACAUGGAGAGAAAAUUAGCUUUAAAACAAACAAAAACUUCAUCCCAUAUUCAUUUUUUGCCCAGAAGGUAUUCUAACCCUUUUUACCAUUACGCUCUCAAAUGGAACAAAUAAAGAGUCCUGCUGGUUUGCCCUAUUCUCCCCAAGAAAAAUAACUGAGCAGAAUUGCUGUGGGCUACUCAUUUGCUGACACAUCACAGUUAUACCCUAUGUCAUAUUUGCCUUUGAGACUUGGUGAUCAGGAUGCAUGAGAUGCAAUCCUACUUCUUUAUCAUUAGGAAGACAUCUUGGUCAAUACUACAAAACCCCUUCUCAGCUACUUUCCUGUUUUACUACACAGGUGGGAGGGAAUUAGUUUUCCUGUAUCUGUAAAUAGAAACUUUGUCCCUUCCAUUUCUACUGUGUAAACAUAUUAGCAAUCAUUUUAUAUGAAGGGAAUCAAUGAAGAAUUUAUUUUCUUGGGAGUUUGUAAAAACGUUCUGAAAAUAAGCUUGUAAAUACUGUACUCUGUUAUUCUAUUUUCGAGUCUCAAAUAUAUACAACCUACAUUAAGUAUUUUUUUAAAAGUAAAUGCAUAAUGCAACAAUGUAUGCAUGUCAAUGUCUGAUACUGUGUCUGGGCUGAUUUUAUAAUAAAAUAGGGUCUGGAAUUCUAUCUUUGGUAAAUAUUUUAGACAACCAGAAGCCAGCAUCAGAAGUGAGAUCUAAGAGAACAGAAACAUCUAUGAUAAGAUAUAAAAUAUUUAUUUAAAAAACUCAAGACCAUUGUUUUAUUAAAUAUAUUAACCUUGAUGAUUCACACUUUAAUAAUAGGUGUGGUUGACAUAUUUUUCCUGUUAUUUUGACGGGGAACUUACAUUCUAAUCCAGAAAAGGUAAACAACUCCUAUUGUAAUAAAUGCUAAUUUGCUACUCUUAUGGAUUUAACCCCAUUAAAAAUAUUACUUUACUGACUUAAUAUAUAAAGAAAUAUUGUUUUAGAAAUGUUCCCAUUUAAUUUAAGAAAAAAAGAGAAACACUAUGUAUCAAUUUACAAUGUUCGGGGUUUUUUUUGAAAAAUGGAAUAUUUUAAUAGAACUUAUGUAUAUGAUAAUACAAAUCAGUGAAGGACUUGAAUAUGUUAUUGAGGAAGAAUUGGUAUAGGAGGAGAAGUCAUUGUAUGUGUUUUUGAACUGUAUCACUCUGUUAAAAUGGAUUAAUGACUUAGUCAUCGUAGGUUGUUUUCUAAGCACACAAUAGAGGUGAGUUCAGAUGUUAUUUCAAAUUGUCCAGGAUAAUUAUCUAAAUCAGUAAGAAUUAACAUAUUUUUUAAUGGCCUG
This is a messenger RNA of Trichechus manatus latirostris (Florida manatee), 3817 nucleotides long. It is a transcript of the gene CALCRL, whose product is annotated as calcitonin receptor like receptor. Bases 661 to 2058 code for a protein of 465 amino acids. Gene Ontology annotation, cellular component: plasma membrane. The record is from RefSeq and is a predicted model, not a curated record. Gene Ontology annotation, biological process: cell surface receptor signaling pathway; adenylate cyclase-activating G protein-coupled receptor signaling pathway; angiogenesis. Gene Ontology annotation, molecular function: calcitonin receptor activity; adrenomedullin receptor activity; calcitonin gene-related peptide receptor activity. The transcript has 16 exons. NCBI's taxonomy places the organism in Eukaryota, Metazoa, Chordata, Mammalia, Sirenia, Trichechidae.